Messenger RNA from Nicotiana attenuata, 1208 nucleotides. Its product is annotated as protein DETOXIFICATION 31-like. Bases 48 to 1031 code for a protein of 327 amino acids. Gene Ontology annotation, cellular component: vacuolar membrane. Gene Ontology annotation, molecular function: xenobiotic transmembrane transporter activity; antiporter activity. The transcript is spliced from 4 exons. Gene Ontology annotation, biological process: xenobiotic detoxification by transmembrane export across the plasma membrane. Lineage: Eukaryota; Viridiplantae; Streptophyta; Magnoliopsida; Solanales; Solanaceae. The record is from RefSeq and is a predicted model, not a curated record.
GAACAAAUAAUUUAAAUACUAGCCCUUUCCUCCCAUUAUUGGCAACCAUGGCCAAGGAUACAGAGGUGCCACUUCUGACACCAAUAGGAAAUUGCAACGAAUAUGAUGAGUUGCACAGCCCAAUACUGAAACCUUCAAAUUGGUCUUUUACUAAUUCUUCAUUCAAAGCUGAUGAAAAUGAUACCCAACAAAUCCGUGGAGUGAAAGAUUUAAUCCGAGAGUUUUCAGUAGAAUCCAAGAAACUAUGGUACCUUGCUGCUCCAGCCAUUUUCACUUCUGUUUGCCAAUACUCCAUCGGUGCCGUAACUCAAGUAUUUGCUGGUCAUGUUGGUACCAUUCAACUAGCGGCCGUCUCCAUCGAAAACUCUGUUAUUGCUGGUUUUGCUUUUGGUAUCAUGUUGGGCAUGGGAAGUGCAUUGGAGACACUAUGUGGACAAGCAUUUGGAGCAAAACAACUUGAAAUGCUAGGAACUUACAUGCAACGAUCAUGGGUAAUCCUCACUACCACAGCCCUGGUUCUAAUAUUUCCUUACAUUUUCGCCACCCCACUUCUCAAAUUCAUCGGUCAAACGCCAGAUAUAUCGAAAUGGGCAGGUAUGUUUGCUGUGUGGAUGAUUCCACAGUUGUUCGCCUAUGCACUGAACUUUCCGAUACAAAAAUUCUUGCAAGCUCAAAGCAAGAUCAUGGUGAUGGCGGCCAUAGCAGCCGUUGGUCUAAUCGGACACACAUUGUUCAGUUGGCUGUUGAUGCUCAAGUUAGGGUGGGGACUGGUGGGUGGUGCGGUGGUUCUGAAUGGGUCGUGGUGGUUCAUAGCGGUGGCUCAGCUGGUGUAUAUUUUCAGUGGGACUUGUGGACAAGCUUGGUCUGGAUUUUCUUUAAAGGCUUUUCAAAAUCUUUGGGAUUUUGUUAAAUUAUCUUUUGCAUCGGCUGUCAUGCUCUGCUUGGAGAUGUGGUACUUUAUGGCACUAAUUCUCGUUGCUGGAUACCUCAAGAAUGCUGAAGUAGCUGUGGAUGCAAUCUCUAUUUGGUGAGUUCACAAUUUUCUAUGUGAUGUUGACAUAGUUUUAUUCAAUUUGGCACGAAUCGUUAUGGGAAGAUGACCAACUCUUCGUACUGUGGACCAAAAGCUGAUGCGAAAUUUUCAUAUUGAAUUAAUCUAUUUACCAUAUUAGCACUAAUAAGUAGUGGUACCAGUUGACUAAGGAAUU